AUGCCAAACCAAAAUUCAACAGUGCCAGCUCAGGGUCUGGACAAAACCCACACGGCGAUCCCAUCUUCACUUCUUACCGCCCUUUCAAAACAACAGGAUAAGCUUUAUAUAUUGCACUUGGAGAAAGACUUGAUAAAGUUCAUCAAGAAUUCUGUGUUGGGGAAUAUAAAACAACCUGAGUAUAUUAUUCAAGCCCAAUAUUUGAAGAAUAGUUAUUACAGAUUAUUGAGUCAUCAAUUAUGUCAAUAUUACAAUUUACAGCAUUGGAACAACACUUUUAAUGAAAUAAUCGUCACACCCAUCCCAGAUUUUGAUUAUCAACAGUUUAUCAAGGCAAUCGAAAGUUCAGAUAACAAUCAAGGAGAUUUUAUCAAAAUCGCCAGUGUCGCCCAUAAAUAUAAAUCGGAAAAUGCAACCACCAGUGCAACCACCAACGCUGAUGCCCAAGAACAACUAAAUAAAUCAGCCCCAAUAAAGAAACUAAUGGUUAGAAAGAUUAUCAAUAAACCACCUAUGAGUGAUCCAGCAUCAGGACAAACACCAGGUACACCUGAAAGUGAGGUCAGUGAUCUAACGAAAGAACUAGAUGAAAGUAAAUUGAUACUGGAAGACACGGGUCUGAGCACACCGAUUUCUGAAUCUUCAGAGAACACUACUAAUAAUAUCGAGUCUCAAAGGGCGUCGAAAGAAGCACUAUACAUGAAACUAAGGGAAGAGAUAUUUGAAAAUAAUAACGAAGAAGAGGAGGAGGAAGAAGAAGAAGAAGAGGACGAUGAUGAUGAUGACAAUGAAUAUGGUACAAUCGAUCCUCAAGAAAAUAACAAUCGAGGUUAUAAAACUCAUAACAAUUUCAAUAAGGGACGAAAUCAUGGUAAUUACAGUGGCUACAAGACCACUCCAUAUCAACAACAACAACUACAACCUCACCCACCUAUGUAUAACACUAUACCGAUACCGGUUCCUUAUCAAUUUAAUCCAAAUUCACAGGGGCCACCAAUUCCAGGGAUGGUUUACAGUCCUUACUAUCAACCAAUGAUGUAUGGGUAUCCACCAAACUAUACUGGAGCCAACAACAAUAAUGUUGUUCCAACUCCUAAAUACGACAAGGAAACUGAGAGAAGAAUAUUGAAUAAUCCUUAUAUCAUAUUACCGGAUGACACUAAGAAUGGUAAAAGUAACAACUAUAGUAACAAACAUACUAAACAUAAGAAGCAAUUUGCCAAUACUAAUACAUGA
Molecule: messenger RNA, 1236 nt
Organism: Candida dubliniensis CD36
Lineage: Eukaryota; Fungi; Ascomycota; Pichiomycetes; Serinales; Debaryomycetaceae
Gene: FGR44
Product: Fgr44p
Exons: 1
Coding region: 1-1236 (411 amino acids)
Biological process (GO): galactose metabolic process
Molecular function (GO): nucleic acid binding
Source: RefSeq, a predicted model, not a curated record